Molecule: messenger RNA, 1201 nt
Organism: Notodromas monacha
Lineage: Eukaryota; Metazoa; Arthropoda; Ostracoda; Podocopida; Cyprididae
Source: the annotation of a GenBank genome assembly
AGUGGGAUGUUUUUCUCCUGAAUACGGCCCCUUGGCACACUUGAACAUGCUUCCAAGCGACCCAGAAAUAAUUUCCACAGAAUUUUGGAUCACUGCUAGACAACAAACAGUAGGAUUCACUGUUGUACCUGCAAUGAAUGCUUCAGAAUUGGGAAGUCUUUUCGAAAAUUUCGAUCCCAGUUUACCCAUGAUCUUCAUCAUACAUGGGUUUGCGGAUGCUCCAAAUGCCACGUGGGUUGACACCUUGACAACCAGAUUGUUGUAUAGGGUGGAUGCAACCGUGGUUGUUGUGAACUGGUUUCUUGGUGCGGAUAGUUCCAACUAUUUCGUUGCUGCUCGGAAUACUGAAUUAAUUGGACGUCAGUUGGGGAAUCUCGCAGAAGCCGCCAUGUUGUUGGGUGUGUCGCCAAAAAAUAUGCACUUCAUAGGACACAGUCUUGGGAGUCACAUUGCCAAUUUUGUUGUUUACUGGCUGCGACAGGUUUCCAUUGUUGUCGAGAACUUCACUCCAAAAAGAAUCACAGCUUUGGAUCCAGCUGGUCCUUAUUUCUGCGACACUGAGUAUCAAGUGGAUACAUUUUUGGAAGCAACAGAUGCGGAAUUUGUGGAUGUGUAUCAUACUAAUCAAGGGAAAUUCAUUUAUGGCCACGUUGGUUGCGAGAAAAGUGUUGGACACGUUGAUUUCUAUCCGAAUGGGGGAUACAGUCAGCCUGGAUGCGAGAAUCCCAUUUUUGGAUUCAUCGAAGACAUGUUUUCGGAUGGUGAAGAAUCCCACGCCUCCUGCAGUCAUUUCAGAUCCGUGCACAUUUUCAGCGAAUCUCUCGUCAGGGAAGACGAGUAUUUCCGCGGGUUUCCUUGUCCGAAUCUCGUGGAAUUUCAGCACGAUUUCGUUUCCGGCGACUGCUUUUCUUGCGAACCCUCGGGGAAAUGCGGGAAAAUGGGGUUGGACGCUGAGGAAUGGGGUCGUGGGGACUUUUACCUUCUCACGUAUGGUGACACCCCUGCGGACGGAUUCAUGCAGACCCUUGGUGGCAGAAUGAUGAGGAUUUCUGUCUUGUCUUCGCCACAGGACUCUUACACAUGGGGUCAGUUUGUUGUGGAAAUUAAUGACCGGCAACUUGGACCUUUGGGACCAUUCGAAUUGAACAAGUCCAGGUCCUCCCCGGUGGAAAGCUUCUCCAAGGUUUUCACUGGGGUGUGA